This is a messenger RNA of Pseudopipra pipra, 7732 nucleotides long. RefSeq names its product ovomucoid-like. The record is from RefSeq and is a predicted model, not a curated record. Lineage: Eukaryota; Metazoa; Chordata; Aves; Passeriformes; Pipridae. The coding region runs from base 6973 to 7596 and encodes 207 amino acids. The transcript has 10 exons. Gene Ontology annotation, molecular function: protein binding.
GUGUCAGUGCCAUUCCUGCUCUGAUGAGGGCUUGACCUCCCCGUGGAGCUCCCAGUCACUUCCUUACUUCUCAGUCUCCUUGUCAGUGUUAAUCUUAUCUAACUAUAUCUCUGUAUGACCUGAUCACAGACUCUGUCUUUACAGUCACUGCAAGGAGACAUUCACCUUGAGAGCAUGGUCCACCUCCUCCUUAGGGAAAUGGUUUGGAUGUGUGAUUUGCUCUCAAGAAGAGCACUUUUUUGCUUGGGCUAGAAAAGGAAAUUGGCUGCCUAGCCAAGAGUUGCCCCUGUCCCAGUUCCUGCUGCCUGUGCAGCCUGUCCCAUGGAAGGGACAGCAGCUGCUGUCAGGAAGGGUGAUUCCAAUCUGUCUCCACUGAAUUUGUCCUCAGUGUCAAGUGCUGUUAUAGGAUAUAAUCUACAGGAGGGAUAUAUUGAGCUGCAAUCAGGGUUACAAACAGCAAAAGUGUCCACUCAUGAAAUAUCUUAAUUUAUUAAUGCAACAGAAUAGCUCCAGGACUGGUGGGUAGUGAUCAGCUCUGAGAUGGGGGACAGCCCUAGUACAUCACUGAGCUGCUUUCUAAAGACUUUUGGGAAGGAAAAGGAUUCAGAGGUUCAUUUGUGACCAGUUUUAACUGAAUAUAUAAGAAGUCACAGGAAAACAAUUCUGCCUCAGAGUUGUUUUGACUAGUUUUCAUGACCAGAGAGGUCAUGACUUGGUGAUACAAUUGUUGUCAUUUUGGUGGUCUGUAUGGAUGGCAGGGAGGUAGGAAAACCUUGGGGCUGCCCUUCAUCUGUUGGUAACACAGGUACAGCCACUGCCACUACCUCCACAUGAGGUCACCAAAGCCAUUGCAAGUCCAAUAUUUUAGGGUUCAGGGUUUCUUCUGGACUACAGCUAGUGCCUGCCCAGUUCAAUGUCCCAUUGUAGUUUACCAGAGAAUAACACAAUUAUUUGGAUCAUUUUGGAAAGUCACUCUGAAUUGUCAGGCCAGAAGAAUAGGCUGAAGGCAAAUGUUCCUGACUUGGAGAUAUUGGGGCUAUUGUACCAGAGAAUGAGGCCAUAGUACCUCUGUGCCAUUAGUGUCCAUUUUCAAGAUGAUUUGUAACUAACAAUAGCUUAUUGUACUUUUCUUUGGUUUGCGUCCUAAAGUAAAUGUUCCUUUAGUUUAUAUAACCUUUUUGCCAUUUUUUGUUCAGGUGCUUUUGCAGAACAUGCUGCUUCAGUCUUGUUUAAGUGUUACUGGGUUAUCCUCAGGGAUAAGACCUGAAUAUUUUUUUGUGUGGACUUUGGCAGCCUUUAACUUGGACUGAGCUCUGACCACUGGCUUUUUCAAGCCUUCUCAAGCCUUUGCAGUAAAGCUGUCAAGGGCCAACUAAAUGGCAUUGGCUUGGCACACCCGUGCCAAAGCCUCCUCUGUGGAGCUCAUUGUCUGAUGACACCAAAAGCAAACAAGAAUUCAAGGAGGCACAAAGUUGAGGAUAAGUCAGAGCAAUCCAGUGAAGCAGCCAAAGGGGUUAUUAGACAGAGGUUUCCAUGCAGUAUUCACCAGUAGGUUUCAUGUAGAAGCACAUAAUGGAAUAAAUCACUAAAACUGGGCCAGGAAAUGGAAAAAGCCUGACAUUGGAGUUUAAAUAUCCCCCAGGCUCAGGGGGUGUUUUAUGAAGCAAUAUAACUAUAAAAAUAGGGCAUCCUUCUCAGGGACAGUGUGGUUUUCUGUGCCUUGGAUUUGUUUUUCAGCUGUUCCAGGGUUACUUACUGAGUGUUUGUUACUUAGAUGAUUUCUUUCUGCUUUGUGUUGGAAAUGGCCUCAAGUUGCAUCAAGGGAGCUUUAGAUCUGAUAUUAGGAAAAAUUUAUUCAUGGAAAGGGUUGUCAAGCAUUGGAAGAGGCUGCUCAGGGAAGUGGUUGAGUCACCAUCCCUGGAGGGAUUUAAAAGACGUGUAGAUGUGACACUUGAGGACAUGGUUUAGUGGUGGCCGUGGCAGUGCUGGGGUCAUGUUUGAACUUGAUGAUCCUGAAGAUCUUUUCCAGUCCAAACAUUUCAAUGAAAAGGAAGCAAUGAUCAGGCAAAGACAAACACAUUCAAGAGGAAAAACUGAAUUUUUUUGGUUUAGGAGAGAGGUAGAACAAUACCAAGUUUCAAGUGUCACUAACUUGAAAGGUGGUUCAGGUUACAGUUCACUGAAUUGGGUGCCUGCUUGGCCAUAGAUAGAGGAAUGUUGGAUAGAUGGAUAGAUAGAGGUUACUGUGGUGGGAAACAGCAAGAAAUCACAGAAUUGCAAAAUGGAAAGGAUCACUGGAGGUCAUCUAGUUCAACCUCUCUGCUCAAGCACGGUCCCCAACCAUCUCAUGAACUCAGUGCUUGCCAGACUGCAAAUAUACUCAGUAACCAUCUCCAGGGUGCAGGUGACAGACACCCUGGUGCUGCUCAGCCUGCUGCUCCAUCACUGCUCGGGUGCAUAACGCUGCAGAGCCCUGAGGCUGACUUUCUUACUCACCUUGAGCAAAAGCCCGAGCAGCUUCAAAAUGUUCAGAUUUCUCUCAAAAGCCACUCUACAGUUAUGCUAGGAAAGCUUGGUUUUUAGCUUGGAAAGAGACACUGAAACAAUCAGAAGCAAGCAUGGUUUUAGUCCUGCUUCAGUGGACUCUUAAUUUUUGCACUCUUGCCGUGAACGGAAGCAGCUUUAUAUCCUCAGUCAAGGAUGCAGCAAAGAAAAAAAUAACUUUCCAGUCAUUUUUGCAUACAGCUGCAGCAUCAGGCAUCUAAAAUUUAGUGCUGAAAUGCAGCUGGUCCCACUCCACAGGCUGCAGCCCUUGGCUCUGGAGCUGGGAACAGAGCAGCUGAGCUGUGCCAAGGGUUGACAAACUUUGAUGUGUUUCACACUGGUGGCAGUCCAGCCUCAGGAUUUGUGACCUGUACAUGUACCAGUACAUAUCACAGAGGCAAUAUUUUAAUAUAAAUGUCCUUUUCCUUUCCUUGUUUGUCUGACUUAUCUUUAUAGCGUUAUCAAUGUUUUCUGAGUCUACAGUAAUUUUUCUUAUAAAACAAAGAGGGGGAAGAAUUAGGUGAAUCAUUUAAAUUUUGAUUGAUAAGUGGAAUGUAGAAAACAGUGCUUAGUCUUUUCAUAUUGAGCAGAGAUAUCUUUUUUCACCUUUUAUCAGCACUUACCCAUCUGUGACUUGAAAAACAAAACCCACAACUUUUGCUUGAGUGUGUCUGCACCCAAACUUCAUUCAAAAACUUUAUCAAAAAAUCUAUGCCUUUCAAAAUUAUGUCUGCUGAUAAUUUCCCUUGGUUUUUCUUUUUUUUCAUGUGUUGCAUUUGCUAGAGGCAUGUGGAUGGGCCUAGACACUCUGUCAUUCUCUUGAGGGAUGUGAGAGAGUGACAAGGCUCAUCCCACUGAUUUUUAAAUAUUCAUUUCAGAAGAAUAUUUAAAUGAUUUUUUUAAAGCACUUUUAUAACCAUAUGUUCCUCAAAAAAAAAAAGAAAUCCAGAAAUAAUUAUUCAAACUCAUUGUAUCAGUUGCACAGGUCUAUUUAACUGGGUGUUAACAAAGAAAAUAAUUUGGGAACUGAAAAAUUUCCUCAGACCUCUAUGUUUAAAGGAGUAUAACUCUGGUAUGCAGCCAUUUCAUCCAUCAGUAUGUUCGCACUCAGAAAUGUUCAUUCUCUUGUUGUAAUUUAAUGUUUGAUACAGUUUUAUUUGAUUCUUUGCCAUGCCCUGGGCUCUGGUUGCAUGCUCUCUGCGGAUCAACGAGUAGAUAGGAACAAAGCAGAAAGCAGUAGUGGAAGGAGCCUGUCUCCAGCUGGCAGACAUCCACACAGCCCAGGAGGGGUUCCCAGAUUUUCACCAGCUGAGAGAGCUUGGGACACUCAGGGGCUCAGGAACAGCAGCUAUCCCAGUGACUAAGAAGGAAAGCAAACCAAGAAGCAGCCUGAACUCCCAUUGCUCUGUGUGGCAGCAUCCCAAACAGUGUCAGCUGGAUGCUGAGCAGGCAGCGCACGAUUGGAUGUAAGUGAUGCAUAUACCUUCUGUUGACAUUUUAUUUGGCAGUGAUUUAACGCUAGCUUUCUAAUAUUGCUGUUCUCCACAGGCUGCUUUCAAAUGUAGGAAGAGAAGGAUGGCAAAAAGAUGCAAAAUAUGAGACAAGUAGCAAAAAUAUUUCUUUGCUAUGGAAGCACUCACAAACAACCUUCACUGUCGGCAGCAGGAGAGUGUAGCAUAACCCAUUUCAAGACCAGAAAAGGAGACACACAAAACCUUUGCAGAUAUCAGUAUUCAGCUCUCCUGAGAUAAGGAUUUUUUUGUCAGGUUGCAAAUGGGGCAUUGCCCAAGCCAGGUCAUGUAGGGGCCAUAUGAUCAUGCAUAACAUUGCAGUUGUUAUAUAUAAUACUUUCAUAGUGCAAUGGUUAAGAGAUGGUAGAAUACCUGCUGUCUACCUGCUGUCUACUGUGAAACAGUAAAAUCUUGUAAUUUGGCAGCAUGUUCCUUUCUGUCAGCACCAACUGUGCUUCACCCAUGUCUAGCUGCAAAGAAUCAGCCAGUGGUCUCAUUAGAGCUCAACUCUGUAGAAUAAAUGAAAUUGUUCUUUCUUUUGAUGUUAAUAAUGAAGACGUGUUCAGUGGUUGUGAUGCUUAUAGUCCUUCAGCUACUGAAAUUCUUUCCAUCCAGUUCAUCUUGUCCCAGUCAAGCAUUCAGGUUACAGCACCACGAUGUAUCCUGCCUCUCAGGCUAUCCUCCCUGCCUUUCCCACUAGGGCGAGCAGUGGGUUUUCAUUCUUAGCCUCUUGCACCCUAUCCCUUGUUGCUGCUUUAUUUACAAGAUCAUUCUUAAAAAGCCAAACCACCAUUAAUCCCAAAUCCCAAAGGUUACUGGUUUUCUUCUCAUAUAUGAAAACAACCACCUUCACUUGUCUCUUCCAAACAUUGUUUCUCAUAUGCAUUUUUGCUGGCUUGUUGGUUGAUAAGGUGAGACCUAGUAGCAUGUUUUUGUUUGGUGAUCUACUUGCUUCUGUUCUACAUCACCUCCUCCUGUGGUUACACAUGGAAAGAAAACUUUGCCUGGGGAUGUGGUAUGUUGAUCUUCCCUGGGGCAGUUCUGAGGCAGAGUGAUGCCUCCGGGUCACUCUGGCAGCAACGGACUGGCACCUCCAGGAACAGCUGCUUUGCACUCCUGGUUUCUUCCUCUCAUAUUAGAUUUGUGCAGGAGGACAUACUCCUGAAGUGUUUAUCUAACUGAAAAAACACUUUACAAUAACUCCUCCCAUACAUGUAAUAUACUGUGUAUAAACUUCACCCCUUGGUCUCUCAAGCUGGGCAGAGCCUCAGCUUACCCUUUCACGAAGCAGGUCCCAGAUCCUGGCCCAAAGGGCUGUGGACCUACAGGCUGAACGAUGAUUGCAGACUUGGUCUGGUCCAGAAUCCCUGUGUCCAAGGCUUUGGCCAUUUACCCAAGGAAACUUUCCCUUGAUUACCUACCAUUCCAGGUAGAGCUAAGAAAAGUCCAGUCCUCCUGGCCUCUGAUCAAGAGCAUAAAAGGAAACCAUAACUAAUUUACAGCCAGAUCUCCCCAAAUCCCCAAAUUGUCGUGUUCCUUACCAAGAGGAGGGAGAUGUAAACACUGAAGGUUAAUUACCCUUUUGUCAAGAACACUUUGUGGUCUAUAGACAUAUCUGUCAAUCUUACAAAACAGAACUGAGGGGAGAGAGCACUGAAGGCAUGUUCCUAUGAUAAAUUAAUGAGACUUGGCAGCUCACUGUGAAGAGAUGAUCCCUGUGCUUCCUGGGAGACAGUAACCUGGCUCCUCAGCCAGCCAGGCCACAGAUUUCAUACUGCAGUUGCAUCCGGGGUGCUUAUCCCUCUGUAAACAAACUCUGAAAUCCAGCUGUACAGGGAUCAAACGGUCUUCCUUGAGGCCUUAGCUUUCCCCUUUUCUGCUCAGCAAGCAGCAAGGGCUCAUCCCACCCAUACUGGAUCGCUUUUCCCAGCCCUGCUUGUUAGUCAUUUAAAAUAUCUUAUUUCUGCCUAUCAGCCCCUCUUGGCAAUGACGCUCCUUGGUGGGUCACGUAGCUGUCUGAAAUCCAAGGGACACAGCCACAAUCCCCCUGUGGGGGGAUGAUGUGUGUGCUGUUAGAUGACUGGUAGUUUGAAAAUGUGUUCAACUAUUCCCCUGGUUUAUAUAACCUCAAAGCAAUUUGCUUUCAUGGCAGAACAUGCUUAUUCAUUCUAUUUUAACUGCAUUGUGCUAUAAAUACUGUCUCCUCGCAGAUAAGAAUCUAUUGAAUUUUAUUAUCUUUUUCCUACCUUUGUAAGAUUUUCUCCUGACCCUAGCUCGUGAAGGAGACUUUCCCAGCCCUAGUAGUGAAGUUUCCAGGUUGAUUUUCUCCUGCCAGGCAGCCAUGAAUGGUGUCAAUCCCAGGUCAGCUUCCUUGCAGCCACCUCCUCGUUGUUCCUGCUUGGGCUGUGGCAAAGAUGAACUGAGUGCUCAGUGAUGCAGAGCUGAGAUCACUGAAGUGUCAGGGAAACUGAUUAAGCCAAUGAUUUCCUCUGACCAGCUGCAGGUUAAUAUCUCUGCAUUACCUCCAACCCACCUUCCUGCAGCACGUUCACUUCAAAGAGCAAUAACCUGGGUCAGUGUCCAGCAAAAUUGUGUUGUUUGCUGCCUCCUUUUUCUGAUGCUCAUUCUAGCAUUUUCCUGCUUUCCUGUGAGUAACCUCUGCCCUGUGCAAUGGAGCCCUGACCUGACAUCCUCAUCAUCUGGAAACUUCACAGAGCUGGAGCACAGCACGAGCUGCAGGCGUGUCCUCGGAGCUGAUACUGCUGAGACCCACGUCUGGUCCAGGCUGCAGCACAGCAGUGAAGUGGCCGAUAUUUUGGCAGCUGAUUUUUUAUGGUGCAGAUAACUUUUCAGCCUUGAAGAGACCAUCUUGUGAGCAGCACAGGAGCUCAGCCUGCAGAUUCAAGACACUUCCACCAUGACUGCAGCGGGUGUUUUCGUGCUCCUCUCCUUCGCGCUUUGCUGCAUCCCAGAUGCUGCCUUUGGGAUUGAGGUGGACUGCAGCACGUAUCCCAACACUACAAAUGAGGAAGGCAAAGAGGUGUUGGUGUGCAGCGAGGCCGUCAGCCCCAUCUGCGGUUCUGAUGGAGUCACCUACGGCAACGAGUGCUUGCUCUGUACCUACAACAUAGAAUAUGGAACCAAUGUCAGCAAAGACCACGAUGGAGAAUGCAAGGAAGUUGUCCCUGUGGACUGCAGUAGGUACCCCAACACAACAAGUGAGGAAGGCAAAGUGGCGCUGCUCUGCAACAAAGACCUCAACCCCAUCUGUGGUACCGACUGGGUCACCUACGACAACGAGUGCCUGCUGUGUGCCCGUAACCUAGAGGCUGGAACCAGUGUUGGCAAGAAGAAUGACGGUGAAUGUAAGAAGGAAAUUGUCGCAGUUGACUGCAGUGACUACCCUAAACCUGUCUGCUCACCUGACUACAUGCCUCUCUGUGGCUCGGACAACACAACAUACAACAAUAAGUGUAACUUCUGCAACGCAGUCGUAGACAGCAAUGGGACUAUCACUUUAAGCCAUUUUGGAAAAUGCUGAGUAUCAGUGCUGAGAGAAUUCAUCACAGGAUCCCCACCGGCAAAUCCCAGCUAAAGAUCUCACCUCAGUUCAUCUCACCCUCUGGGGAACUCAGCUCACUCCUGAUUUUCUUUCUCAAUAAACUAAAUCAGCAACA